Molecule: messenger RNA, 402 nt
Organism: Drosophila kikkawai
Lineage: Eukaryota; Metazoa; Arthropoda; Insecta; Diptera; Drosophilidae
Source: RefSeq, a predicted model, not a curated record
AUGCCCGUGCCUAUGCCAUGGCCUCCUUGGCCGCCGCCCUCGAGAUGCAGCAGCAGCAGCAGCAGGAUCAAGUCCAGGUCCAGUCGCAUCCGAGCUCCAGCUCCGCCUAUGCCCGCGAUGCCGCCGACGAGGAGGUGGAGCUAUAUGCCAGCUUUGACAACACACCGAGCACCAGUCGAGUGGCCGCCCAGAUGCAGGCCGCCAAGGAGGCGCGCCGGAAGCGCUGGCAGGCGGACGGAGCCAGCGGCAGCAGCGGGGACGGCGGCUGUGCUAGCGGCAGUAGCGGCAGCGGGCGGCGUUACUAAUCGGGAUGGGAAAAAACAGAAUCAAACGAAUAUAUCAAAACCAGCGGCACAUGAAAUUUCCAUAGUUUGGAACCCCAAGAAGCCCCAGAACACCUGA